GCAGCCAUGGCGUCGCCCUUCAGCGGGGCGCUGCAGCUGACAGACCUGGAUGACUUCAUCGGGCCGUCUCAGGACUGCAUCAAGCCCAUGAAGGUGGAUAAGAGGCCAGGAAGUGGCGUGGCCAAGAUCCACAUCGAAGAUGAUGGGAGUUACUUCCAGGUCAGUCAGGAUGGAGGGACUCAGAAGCUGGAGAAGGCCAAGAUCUCACUGGAUGACUGCCUGGCAUGCAGUGGCUGUGUCACCUCAGCGGAGACUGUGCUCAUCACUCAGCAAAGCCAUGAGGAGCUGCGGAAAGUUCUAGAUGCCAAUAAGACGGCGGCCCCCGGUCAGCAGAGACUGGUUGUGGUUUCUGUCUCACCCCAAUCCAGAGCGUCGCUGGCCGCAAGAUUUCAGCUGACCCCUACAGACACUGCCAAGAAGCUGACUGCAUUCUUUAAGAAACUCGGGGUGCACUACGUGUUCGAUACCGCCUUCUCAAGGAACUUCAGUCUCCUUGAGAGCCAGCGAGAAUUUGUGCAGCGGUUCCGAGGACAGGCCAACUCCACACAGGCCUUGCCUGUGCUCACAUCCGCCUGCCCAGGCUGGAUCUGCUAUGCUGAGAAGAUGCACGGGAGCUUCCUCAUCCCUUACCUCAGCACUGCCCGGUCCCCACAGCAGGUCAUGGGCUCCCUGGUCAAGGACUUCUUUGCCCAGCAGCAGCAUUUGACCCCCGACAGGAUCUACCAUGUGACAGUGAUGCCCUGCUAUGACAAAAAGCUAGAAGCUUCCAGACCAGACUUCUUCAGCCAGGAGCACCAGACUCGUGACGUGGAUUGUGUUGUCACCACAGGGGAAGUCUUCAAGUUGCUGGAGGAAGAAGGGGUCUCCCUCUCGCAACUGGAGCCAGCUCCCCUGGACAGUCUGUGCAGCAGCGCGUCUGCCCAAGAGCCCACCAGCCAUCGGGGCGGGGGUUCUGGGGGCUACCUGGAGCACGUGUUUCAGCAUGCAGCCCGGGAGCUCUUUGGAAUCCAUGUGGAUGAGGUCACCUACAGACCCCUGAGGAACAAGGACUUCCAAGAAGUGACCCUGGAGAAGGAGGGCCGCGUCCUGCUGCACUUUGCCGCAGCCUACGGCUUCCGCAACAUCCAGAACCUGGUGCAGAAACUCAAGCGAGGGCGCUGCCCGUACCAUUACGUGGAGGUCAUGGCCUGCCCCUCAGGCUGUCUGAACGGCGGAGGCCAGCUCAAGGCCCCUGGCACGCCCAGCAAGGCGCUUCUCCAGCACGUGGAGAUACUGUACGGCAUGGUCAGGACCGAGGCGCCGGAGGAAGUGCCUGGCGUCCAGGAACUGUAUGGGUGCUGGCUGCAGGGCGAGGGCUCAGAGCGGGCUGGCCACCUGCUGCACACGAGCUACCACACAGUGGAGAAGGCCAGCUCCGGCCUCAGCAUCAGGUGGUAG
This is a messenger RNA of Odobenus rosmarus divergens (Pacific walrus), 1437 nucleotides long. RefSeq names its product nuclear prelamin A recognition factor-like (gene CIAO3). Gene Ontology annotation, cellular component: cytosolic [4Fe-4S] assembly targeting complex. Gene Ontology annotation, molecular function: 4 iron, 4 sulfur cluster binding. Lineage: Eukaryota; Metazoa; Chordata; Mammalia; Carnivora; Odobenidae. The transcript is spliced from 11 exons. Gene Ontology annotation, biological process: iron-sulfur cluster assembly. Bases 7 to 1437 code for a protein of 476 amino acids. The record is from RefSeq and is a predicted model, not a curated record.